CUCCCUCUCGCGCUACCAGGAAAUACAAUGUAAUAGCUUCAGAAAUGAAACACACGCAAACGCUGGUCAGAAAAAUUAAUUUAUAUUAACAACAUGGCACCUCUUUUAAAUGUUAUUUUCACGUUCUCAGCUCUGUGCGGAUCCACAGUGGUGUCAGGAAUCCUCAGAGGACCCAGAAAUGUCCGACUCAGCUCUUAUAACAUGGACUUGGUGUUGAGUUGGGAUCCACCUGAAGGAGCAGCCCCCAACCUGCUGUACACUACUGGGUACACAACUAAGUACGCCAUAUCCUUAUCCCAUCCCUAUGAAGAUGGCUGUGUGAACAUCUCUGCCCUCAGAUGUGACUUCACCGAUCUCAACAUCCCCUUAAGCGAGUAUGGAAAGUAUACCGGCAGAGUGAGGGUGCAGUCAGCCACAGAGCACUCAGACUGGGUGGAAAGUAACCAGAUUACAAUGGACAUGAACACUAUCAUUGGUCCACCCACGGUGUCCCUCAUGUCUAAUGGGCCUACUAUUGAAGUAAGCAUUGAGGACCCAGUGUUUAGGAUCUCAGCGCUCAGGAAUGCAUACUCCUUCAUCACCUACAACAUUACUUUCUGGAAGGAUGGAGAGAAGGAAAAGGCCAGAAGCAUGAGCAACAUACAGCAAAACCGGGUGGUUCUGUCUGAGCUGGACCUCUGGACCAAGUACUGUGUCCAAGUGCAGAUCAACACAAAUUGGAACAUCACUCCCAGCGAACUCAGCGGCCCUGUCUGUGAGAGCACUACUAGUGAAAACACUCCAUGGGUGGCAGCAUUGGUGACAUUUGUUGUCAUGGCAGUAGUUGUGAUUGUGGUUGCGAUUGCCGUGGUGUAUCGAAAAAGGAUGUCCUACAUUCUGUGUCCAAAUGUGUCGUUGCCUCCACACUUGAAAGAGCAGCUGAUGGAGCCCCCAAGCUCUUUCAUCUACCUGGCGAUGCUCAACUCCAAACCGCCCGAGGAGACUUACCACCAGGUCAGCUUCAUUACAGAUGGCAGACCUGUGGUGGAAGAGCACCCCCCAGAGGCAGCAGAGAACAGCAGCAGCAGACAGCUUGAUGUCACAGUAAACAGAGGCGUCCAUGAGGAAACACAAAUCAGAAUUGUGGACUGAAGCAAUUAAGAACAAUCAAGGAGGAGUCGGUAAAGCAGCUAAAAAGCUUUUGUUUGCUCUUUAAAAGAGAGGCGUCGGGGUCAGUGAUGGGGCCAUGUUUGCCCUCAGAGGUUUUUUUUUUUCUUCAGGUUUUUCGCAGUUAAGUGCACUGCAGAUGUGCAGGUGCAAGACUGAAACCUCAUCCUGUGGGUGUUAUUGAAGUGGUGCACGACCUCGUGUUUGUUACACUGAAGGAGUUGCACAUUCUGUAAUAUUAGAAAACUGCUUAGGCACACUAAAUCCACACACUCAGCCAUGUACGAGGAGUGGAAACAAAAAUAAAUUAACAUUGAAGAAAUGUUGGCGUCAUUUGAAUGUAAAUAAAGUGAUAACAUAAAUAUCUGCAAA
Molecule: messenger RNA, 1518 nt
Organism: Thalassophryne amazonica
Lineage: Eukaryota; Metazoa; Chordata; Actinopteri; Batrachoidiformes; Batrachoididae
Product: interleukin-10 receptor subunit beta-like
Exons: 7
Coding region: 94-1131 (345 amino acids)
Molecular function (GO): protein binding
Source: RefSeq, a predicted model, not a curated record